CGAGCGAGCGACAGCCUCACCAGACGCGCGUGAGGUUCGCGCCAGAGGACCGGAUCUGCCGGACGCAGUUCAUCCCGGCGCGCGACUGCACGCUGCGCCUUCCGCCGGCCGUGGGCGAGGUCCUCUGGCACAUCCUCGGGUGGCGCUACCCGUGGCUGCAGGAGGAGAAACGCCAUAGGAGGCCACCGCCGGUAGCCGGCGACUUGCCGGUCUCGAAAGUGCUCAUGUCCUACAAAAGUCACGCCGACUAUGUCGGCACGUUCCAGCCCCUGCUGCUGCACGAGCUGUGGAGCAAUGUGUCGCAGGACCACCAGCAGCGCACCACCGCGGAUCAGGAGGCCAUGAUAAAAAUUAACAAGCAGACCAGUGUCAAAAUUCGACCGGGGACGCGAUGUCUCCUCCAACUGCGCUGUGAAGCGCUGAUCUCGGCCCGGCGGGAUGCCACCCACCCAGAGUUGGGCGCCUUGGUGGUGGUGGAUCUGCCGCAGCGGACCCAGCAGGGUGUCCCAGCGCGGCGCGCGUUCGUCCAGGCGUUUGCCUACGUCGAGCACCUCAAGCGGCAGGCGCUGGGCAGCGCCCAGCUCAGACAGAGGCUGGAGCAGUUCGCCGGCGUGCUGCGGGACGGGCUCAGCGCGGAGCAACGGCUCGGCCAGUACGCAAUCGCCAGCUGCACGCUGCUGCUGCGGCACCGCGAGGGGCUGGCCGAGGGCCACUGGGACCUACCGGUCAAGAUGUCGUCGGUCAGCUACAUCCGCUCCGACCUGCGGCUCUUCUCGUCCGUGCGCCAGCUGGGCGAGUCGCCGCUGCUGCACGCCCUGCUCGACCCUGUCCGCUGGCAGGACGUGUACCGGCUGCCGGAGCUACCGACCGGGCUGCCGGCCGGCACCGAGCACGCGGCGCUGAACGCCACGCAGCGGGACAUAGUGCUGCGGGUGGCGCGAGCAGUGACGGACCGACCCGACCGGCCCAGCAUCAGUGUGAUCCGCGGACCACCAGGCACCGGCAAGACGCGGCUGGUGGUUUCGCUUGUGAAGCAGAUCCUGUUCUCGGCUGGCGCGGAGCAGGACCGGCGCGUGCUCCUCUGUGCCCCCUCCAACGCCGCUGUCGAUGAGGUCGCCAAACGGCUGCUGGAGGAGCGUGCCGUUCUGACGCGGCGGACCCCAGGCUCACCGAACGUCCCGGAGAUCCGCGUGGUACGCUUCGGCCGCCGCUCGCAGAUCGCCGAUGCCGUCGCGCGCAUCAGCCUGGAUGAGCUGGUGGACGCCAACGUCAAGCAGCUGCUGAAGAAGCAGGUGCCGCAGAGUGCCAGCUGUAGUCACGAGAUGGCACAGAUGAAAAUGCGGAUCCGCACGAUUGAGGAGAAGCUGCAGAAGCUGAAGCCGGGUGACGGUGACGAGCACGAGCUGCGCACCGCGCUGCGGGACCUGGUCGAGCAGCGCAGGGGUCUGCAGCAGCCGGCCGCGGUUACCGCCGUCACCCGGAUGUAUCGUCUGACCUCGGCUGGGUCACGGAGGCCGUCACCGUUCACCUGUUGCAUCGUGGACGAGGCAGGCCAGUGCACGGAGCCAGACGUGCUCAUUCCACUCGAGUACGGCAUCAAGAAGCGGUGCUGGUCGGCGACCGGCCCAGCUGCCGCCCACCGUCGUGUCCGAGACGGCGCAACAGUAUGGCUGGCCCGUCCGCUCCUGAAGCGGCUUUACCAGCUGUUCCUGGCCUCGAAGGAGACGAGCCCUGUGGUGAUGCUCACGGACCAGUACCGCAUGCAGCCGGACAUCUGCCGCUGGCCGGCCCGCUACUUCUACGGCGACCGACUGCGCUCGCUCUACCUGGUGCUGGACGUCUGUGGGGCGCGCGAGACCAGCCACGCCAACGGAGGCGACUUGGUGGUGAAACUCAGCGAGAUCGCGCUGCGCGUGGCCAAGAGCAGAGCCCCCUCCAUCGGCAUCAUCACCCCGUACCGCAAACAGAGGCAGCUCCUCCUGGACAAGCUCAAGCAAAGGGCCUUGUCCGUCGACGUGCAGACGGUGGACGGCUUCCAGGGCCAGGAGCGCGACAUCGUCGUGCUCUCGUGCGUGCGCUCCAAUGGAGCCGGCAGUCUCGGCUUCCUGGACGACCGGCGGCGCCUAAACGUGGCGCUGACGCGCGCCCGCUGCUGCCUCUACGUGUGCGGCCACCUCGGCACGCUGAAGGCGGACCAGGUCUGGUCGCACCUGAUCCAGGACGCCCGUGAACGACGGAUGGUGGUCACCGUGCCCAACGAAGCUAUCUGCGACCAGUUUCUGGAGUCACGGCUAUGCAGCGACACGUCCGGCUCCGUUGUCAACUAGUGCCUUCAAGGCCGACCAGUAGAUGGGGCGUCGCUCAGA
Molecule: messenger RNA, 2366 nt
Organism: Pollicipes pollicipes
Lineage: Eukaryota; Metazoa; Arthropoda; Thecostraca; Pollicipedomorpha; Pollicipedidae
Product: helicase sen1
Exons: 16
Coding region: 225-2327 (700 amino acids)
Biological process (GO): termination of RNA polymerase II transcription
Cellular component (GO): nuclear body
Molecular function (GO): transcription termination site sequence-specific DNA binding; helicase activity
Source: RefSeq, a predicted model, not a curated record